AUGUCGCAUUCUAUCGUUAUCAAAGAAGAGCAAGACCUGUCGGGUAAACCCUCCUCCAACCCUGGGGGUGUUUGUCUCUCCUGGAGGGAUGUUUGUUAUUCAAUUAUCGAUCCAAAGACCAAGGACAGAAAAAAUAUAAUUGAAAACGUUUGUGGAUAUGUGAAACCUGGUGAAGUUAUGGCUAGGGCUGGGAAGUCAAGUCUUUUGGAUUUGUUGGCUGGGCACAAAGAUCCGAAGCUGGUUUCUGGUGAAAUCCUUCUUAAUGGUCGGCCGGGUGAAAUCAAAUACGCAUCUACCUAUGUGAUGCAAGAUGACGCUUUGAUGGCAGAAAUCAAACGAUCUGAAAGAGAAGCCCGCGUCAAAGCCAUAAUAGAGGAGUUUGGUCUUGAACGUGUGGCCGAUUCAAAGAUUGGAACUGUCUUCGUCCGUGGUGUGUCUGGUGGUGAGAAGCGCAGAUGUGCCAUCGCCUCACAGUUAAUCACCUUGCCCAGUGUAAUCUUCCUCGACGAACCCACCACUGGCCUAGAUUCAGCAGCCGCGUAUAACGUGAUGAAAUCCAUCAAGGCCAUGGCACAGAAUCACCAGCUUACUGUCAUUGCCAGCAUUCAUCAACCAUCUACCGAAACUUAUUCGUUAUUCGAUAAACUGCUUCUUUUGGGCCGCGGAAAAACACUUUAUUUUGGCGAACGCGAAGGGGCGCUCACAUAUUUUGAAAGUCUCGGUCACGCAUGCCCGCCGUACGCAAAUCCCGCCGAUCAUUUCUUGACACUGAUAAAUUCCGAUUUCAUGAAAGACCGAUCGGAAGCAGAAAAACUUACCAACAGUUUCAUUGAAGCAUUUCAAGGAUCCGAGUUCAAAACUGAAGUUGACAAUGAAAUCAAAAAGCUCAUCGAAGAAUCUCGAAGUGACGAAUCACUUGCAGUCAUCAGUUCGAAAACAACCAAUCGUUAUGCCCGUAAUUUCUUUGCUCAGAGCGGCAUAAUCAUGAUGCGUUCGUUGAAAAAUGCGCUUAGGAAUGUCCUGAUGUUUUGGAUACGCGUGGCCAUGUAUGUCAUGUUGGCCUUCUUGAUGGGUUCUACGUGGUGGCAGGUUGGUUUCGAGCAGAAGAAUGUUCAAGAUCGAUUCUCGGCACAUUUCUUUUCCGUCGCGUUCCUUGCGUUCAUGAGUGUCGCCGGAAUUCCCGGGUUUCUGGAAGAACGUCUGGUGUUCCAACGUGAACGCGCGAACGGAUUUUACUCUGUUGGUCCGUACGUGCUGGCAAACACCUUGGUAGCUUUACCAUUCGUUGUGAUAAUAGCCAUCUCAUUCUCAAUAGUCGCCUAUCCAAUGAUCGGUUUACAUGAUGGAGGGGACCAUGCCACAAAAUUUGUUUUAUUCUUGUUCUUGGCGUUGUAUGUGGCCGAAUCAAUGGUAGUGUUCAUCUCCGCGUGCAUACCGAUAUUCGUCGCAGCGUUAGCAAUUGCGGCAUUUGCCAAUGGCUUCUUCAUGGUGGUCGAAGGUUAUUUCGUUAGGUAUGAUUCAAUACCCCGAGGAUGGAGAUGGGCCAGCUAUAUUGAUUACCAGAAGUAUGCGUUCGAGGCAAUAGUUUACAACGACUUUACAGGGUUGACGUUUAAUUGUGAACAAGUGACCAAACACGGGAAUGGAUCGGGGGUCACGUGCAUGUGCGACUAUGUGAGUCAAUAUGAAUCAAGUUGCCAGUUCACGGGAACAGAUGUUCUAGAUUCUUAUGGAUACACGAACAUCGUGCUUUGGAAGUGGGCGGUAUGUGUGUCUAUUAAUAUGUUCAAACUUCUUCGUUAG
Acaulospora colombiana is the source of this 1803-nucleotide messenger RNA. The record is from the annotation of a GenBank genome assembly. NCBI's taxonomy places the organism in Eukaryota, Fungi, Glomeromycota, Glomeromycetes, Diversisporales, Acaulosporaceae.